Molecule: messenger RNA, 267 nt
Organism: Blepharisma stoltei
Lineage: Eukaryota; Ciliophora; Heterotrichea; Heterotrichida; Blepharismidae
Source: the annotation of a GenBank genome assembly
AUGGAAACUGGGUGUUUUUCUUUUCACCAUAGUCUGACGAAGAUUAAUGAGAUCGCAAUUAUCAAUAACCCUGCAGUUUAUUUCAUUAUAGGCUUAUUUGUGCUAUAUAUAAUAUGCCUUAUAUUAGGAAAUAAAGCUGAUAACAAAAAGCCUCUCUCUAAUGUAAAAAGGCCUGCAUCAACCUCAAGAAGUGACUUUUAUGUGGCUCCAUCUGAAUUUAAAAAUUUUGAAGAGGAAUCAAGCGAGAUUAGCAGAGUAGAGAACUAA